AAUGGAAUAGAAGAAUUAAAACUGCAACAGAAAUCACCAUUGGAAAUAUGUCUAAUUUAAAUGAGACAACAAAGCAAGAUUCGUGUAUGAUUAGCGCUUAUAAACAUCAACUUUCGCAGAUAAAAGAAGCUUUAAAAAAAUGUGAAAACGAGGAAGAUCUUAUUAAUUUACAAAGUUUACAAAAUGAUUUAACAGAACUGAUUCAACUUGCAUGUUUAGAAGAAGAAAGUCAAGAAAGCUUGAGUAGUGAAGAGACAUCUGAUAUAAAUUUAGAUGACUUCAAAAAUACAUUUCAAAGUUUAAUAAACGAAAAAUGUCGAGCUCCAUUUAAAUUGAAAGGACAAAAUGAAAAUUACUACAAUGCCUUUAUUGCUGAUGUUAAGAAUAAAACAUCUGAAGGAGAUGUUAUUGUCCAAGUGUUUUUCCUCAAUCCUAUGGAAGAUAAAAUGAAAGCUUGUGACUAUUUUUUCUCAAACACCUGUACAUUUGAAGACAAUUGCAGAUAUUCGCAUGGGACACUUCUUCCUUAUUCAGAUCUUAAACCAUAUCAUUCCUCAAAUUAUUCACUCUUGAAGAAAGGAUGUCAUGCAUUGAUAAAAACAGAAGCAGGUCUUUGGAAACCUGGAAUAAUUAUGGAGUGCAAUGAAGAUUCAAGAACAUGUCGAGUGAAAAUGCAGAAUGGAGGAAAAGUGGUUGAAAAUUGUUCAUAUUCUGAUAUUUUACCUCCCUUGGAUAACGAUUCUGAUUCUUCGGACUUGUCAUCUGAUGAUAGCGACGAAGAAAGUGGUAAAUUUCAAUCUUCAUCCGUUUUCAUAAUCGAAGACAAUUUUGGAGAAUGGGAAAAGUAUACAAUAGGUUUUGGAACAAAAAUGUUAGCUAAACUUGGAUUCAUAAAUGGACAAGGAUUAGGAAAAAACAGCGAUGGAAUUACUCAACCAGUAUCAGCAAAAAUGUAUAUUCCUGGAAAAUCACUAGAUUUUAAUAUGGAACAUAAUGAGAACAAAGGUCAGAAAACUGUCGAAGAGAAAUUAAGACGGCAAAGUUUAAAACACCAAAAGCGAAACGAAAGAAUUCAAAACAGGGGAAAUGACGUUUUUGAUUUCAUUAACACUAUUGGAAGCAUAAAUUCACCAACUCCUGGAAAUAGCAAAAAAGAAGGUUUCGAAGUUAAAACUCAAUCAGCGGCACAGUUAAAUAUUAAAAACUUCAAAAUUGAGGAAGAAAUUAAAAAAGUUAUCAAAUCUUUAAGUCAGCUUAAAGAAUCACUUAAUAGGCACAAAGGCGAUUCAAUUGCUUCAAAGAAUAUUCAAAAACAAAUCACCAGUAAACAAAAUGAAAUAAGAGAUCUUGAGAGACAAUUAUCAGAUGUGAACAAAGAACAGAUACAACAUAAAGACUUUUGUGAUCUAGGUAAUAAUGGCAUCGAUUUUAUUUUCCAUUUCCAGGCACUUGUGUUGUCAAAGUCUUCAGUAAUGAUGAAAUUAAUACCGUACGAUGUCUUGAGGGUCACAUUCAAUAAAAGAAAAUUCGGCGUAAUGAAGAAAGCAUACGAGCUAUCUGUGCUAUGCGACUGUGAAAUAGCAUUAAUUAUAUUUUCUAGCAGUAACAAAUUGUAUCAAUAUGCCAGCACUGAUAUGGAUAAAGUUUUACUUAAGUACACAGAAUAUAAUGAGCCGCAUGAAUCCCUGACCAAUAAAAACAUAAUUGAGAAAGAGAAUAAGAAUGGACAAAUGUCACCAGAAUCACCAGAACCCGACGACAGUUAUACAUUGACGCCACGUACCGAAGCGAAAUAUAAUAAAAUUGAUGAAGAUUUUCAAAUGAUGAUGCAAAGAAACCAACAGCUAACAUCAAACAGAAUGGGUGGGGGAGGAAGUUAUACACUUCCAGUCUCGGUUCCUGUUGGAUCAUAUAGUGAUGCAAACAUGCUGCAAGCUAGUCCGCAAAUGGCACAUCAAAACAUAAGUCCAAGACCUUCCAGCUCGGAAACAGAUUCAGUUUAUCCAUCUGGUGGUAUGCUUGAAAUGUCAAAUGGUUAUCCUUCAUCACCACUGGGUCCAUCGCCAAGUCCUAGUCCGGUUUUAGGUGGGCACCAUAAUAAUAAAUCACACCACAUAGUUCAUAAGCAACAUUCACCAGUUGGACCAUCAAGAAGUACAAAUUUAAGGGUUGUCAUACCAACACCCACGACAUCAAAUAUGAAUUCAGAUGAUUUAAGCUAUGCUGAGCAUAAUCGUCAAUCCUCAUCGACUCUCAACACUCCUGUUGUCGCAUUGCAAACUCCCAUACCAGGUUUGAAUAAUUAUCCUGUGAGUACGUUUGGAGCGCAAGAUUUUUCAAUGUCAUCAUCCGACUUAAACAUGAUAACAUCGUGGAAUUCAUCGCAUCAAAACUUGGGAACAUUGCAACAUACCAGGUAUGGAAUACCUCAUUUGGCUGUAUCGAAUAGCACGCCACCACCUUCCUCAUCAUCACCAGCGCCAGUCAAAAUUAAAGCGGAGCCAAUAUCACCACCGCGGGAUCAAUUGCUUAGUCAACAUCAGCAGCAAACAAUUGUGACUUCUUUAGGUGGAGGAACAUCGUCAGUAAUUGGUGGUGUUAGUCAUUCGUCAGCAUCGUCAUUAGGUAGCAAUUUGAAUCAUUCACAUAUGAUGAAUUCGCGACCAUCAUCGACGGGGGGACAUUUAACGCCUACACCUGGCUCCUCGACAAAUCCGACAUCUCCAGGUGACAUGCGGCACAGUCAAUCGAUUGGUUUAUCACAUCUUCCUGAUUAUGAUUCGCCGAAUGCUCCCCACACAAAACGACCGAGAAUAUCGGAAGGAUGGAGUACAUAGCCCGUCUUAAACACUCAAAACAACGGUGCUUCAGUCAACAACGCUCACCACCAUAAUCAGCAUCAGAAUAACAAUUAUUUGAGUGUCAAUCAAUUCCAGCAGAGCGUCAAAACAUCAGCUUCAACUGCUUUCAACAACAAUAAUAAUAAUAAUACUAAUGCGUCGCUUCAACCACCGCCAACAUCAGGCCCAACAACAAGUGACAACUUUUAUCAUCGACAUCACAUCACAAACAGUGUAAUAAAAAUGAGUGAACAAUACAAUACAAAUUGCAUCAGUUAUUGAUCGGAAUCAUUCUCUUAAGAUUUUCAUUGUUGAGUUCAAUUAUCAUUAUAAUUAAAUAAUGAGAAAAAAAAGAAGUGAAAACAAACAUCACAACUGAACUUUGACGUUUCUUCUUCUUCAACAUCAUUGUUGCUGGCAUUGUGCAAGAGAAAUAUUAGCAAUUUGACAAGAAGUGUGGAACAUUAUAAUAAUAAAAAAAGGUUAAAUAGUCAUUUACAUAUAUUUUUAUGUUUAGAUAAAACAAGAGAGAAAUUCAUAUAAUGUAAGUGCCAUUUUAUGGUGUUAUGUAUCUAAGAUAUAAUAAUAUAAUUCAUUAUAUCAUCGUUUGUCACGUUUUUACUUGAUCGCGGCAGGACAAAGUGAUUUUUUUCUUUUCUUUUUUCUUCUUUGUUAAGAAAUGUAGGUGAGCGUCAAAGAUAAUUGGAAAGUGAGCAUAAACAUGAUAGAUAAUGAUAAUUCCUGGUAGAUUUUAGGAUAUAAAAAAAAUAUAUAAAAUCAGAAAAAAAAUACUUCCGCCCUUAGCCAAAGUGUAAUUCUUAUAUCAAAAAAAACAAGUAAAAGUGGAAUAUGAAAACAUUUAUCGUAACUUUAAAUGCAUAAGUUGAAAAAUAAACCAACGGUGCACAUUUAAAAAAGCUUGUGAAGUGUAAAAACAUAAAGCUCUAGAAAUGUCCGAGCCUCCGUACUACGAAAAUCUUUGAUUGUCUUUUGUCACUUGUUCGAAACAAUGCUAAGACAAUUUAUUCAGAAGAUCGAUUGUUUAUAACGAUAGAAUUACUGUAGAGUAAUUAUAUUUUAUUUAUGGAAAGGUAUCACAAGAAAGUCGAAAGAAUAGAUGACUUAUCGGAAAUUCAAUGACGAUGAAAAGAGUUAUGGAUAAAAGUGUUGGUAUUAUAUAAGAAUAUCAUGUUACCUUACUUAUAGAUACAUCUGUAUAAGGAUAAAAUACUACACAAUAAUGAUAAAGCUCAAUUAUCAUACGUUACAUCUAUAACGUAUGAGUUACGUAUGAUUAACGUAAGGUUUCAGAAAAUUUCGAUGUUUGUAAAUCUGAUGUAGAUGUCAGCACAAGUAUCAUGAUAUUCUUAAAACUCUUCACAUAAGCUCAACUAUCAAAUUUCAGAUAACUGGUCAUUCGAUCCUUACUUUAAAUAAAAUGUCUUACUCUGCUUAGGUAAAGAAAAGUAAAGUUUGUUAUUGAUAAAGAUAUUAAGAAUGAAUUCUUUUGAAAUUUUUUGGUUUGACGUCAUUAGUUACGGGACAAUGUGCACGACUCUUUCAAUGAAUGGAAAAUCCUAUGUGCAAUGUACUUAUUUAGAUAAUGCAUAAAAUAUAUAUUAGCAACAACAGAUACAUAAAUUAAUUUGGGUACAAAAGAAUGAGGAAACAUUAGAAGUCAUAUAAAAAAGUGUAAAAUUAAAGUUUCUAUAUUUUCAAAGAAAGAGUUCAUAGGCGAUAGAAGGAAAAAAAAACUUUAUAAUGUUAAAUAUCAUAAUGAAACAUUCAGAAAUUAUAUGAAAUGAUAAUUGUUUCAAUGUUUCGAAUCAAAGUAGUUUUUUUUUCUUUGUUCUUUUCAUUUGUUUGAUAUUAUUGAACCUCGAUCAUGUUACGUACAUAUAUUUUUAAAAGAAGAGUUGAAUUUGCCAUAAGAAUUAAAUAAUCUACGUCUGUGUAGCAUACCGAUGUAGUUCGAGAAAUAGAUACUCACAAAACUGCAUUCAUUAUGAUAAUUUUAAUUAAAGGAAAGUGAAUCAUUUUGUCGAUAUACCUAGAUUGUGUGCCAUUGUGUUUUAUUUGCAUCUUUCUUUUCUCAUUUCAAGUUUCUUUUUCUCUUUUAUGAUUUUACAUUGAAUGCGCGCUGCUCUUGUGACAAAAGCUCAUCUUUUAGAAAAGCUACUUCUUGGAAGUAUUCUUAAUUCUCUGAAUGUCUGACUCGAUUCACAAGAAUAUCUUGCAGUCAUUGUAUCUAAUGUUUCGUUUUUGAGAAUUAGCAUAUCUAGCAUAAUUUUUCAGUUUAUGAAUCAUAAUUUUUUAAUAAAUAUAUAAAUGAAAUUGUGUGUCAUCUUGUUUUUAAGAAACCUCAGAGUUAUAUCGAUAGAUAAUAUUAAGCAUGAUAAAAAUAGUCUACCCAUAUAAAAAUGAAAUUAGAUGACAUGAAAAUGCAAGCUACAUAUAUGAUGUUCAAUGUUUACUCAAGAUUCAAUUAUUUUUAAAAUUUACGUAUACUCUUACAUAUACAAAUCUUUCAUACUGUCAACCCUCCCUCCCCCCAAAAGAAGAAUAUUGCAACAAAAUGUUUCUGAAAAGAUUCAAUCGACCAUUUAAUCUGUCUAAGUUGAAAACAACAAUAUCUAUUCAUGAACUCAAAUUUUUUCUGUUCUCAAGUUUUGAAAGUACCUAAAACUUUUUAUUUAAAAAUCUAUCUUUUGCUGAAAAAGUUGUAUGAUAGAAAGAAAACGUUCACCAUCCCUUAAUGUAACAUGUAAAAGAGUUUUAAUUUUAAAAGUUUUUUUCUUUUCUUGUCUGGAGAUUAUUACAGUAUGAUUUUAAUAGAAGUUUGUAUUUUAAUUUUAUUGUUUAAUAAAAGUUUUUUGAUUGAGUAAUUAAAAGAUUCUUUUUAUUUUGUGUUUACUUAUCUACUUUAUGAUUAUUAUUUAAAUAUUAGAAA
Messenger RNA from Clunio marinus, 5790 nucleotides. Lineage: Eukaryota; Metazoa; Arthropoda; Insecta; Diptera; Chironomidae. The record is from the annotation of a GenBank genome assembly.